CACCUAGCCCCGCGAUUGGAGUUCACCUAGAAGCUUCUACUGCACGAAAAGCUUCACCUUCCAGUUGCUUCGGGCUGGAAUAAUAAGUGCAAGUGCGCUGCAUUCCAAUUGCUCCUGUAGCUGCAAACAGUUUUUACACCUGUACAGUAAUCUUACAUUUGUGCUCUUUCCCCAAUCUUAUUUUCCUACUCAGCAUUCAGCGUUCAGCAAACUUUCAGGCAAUCACGUUCUCUCCGGUCUUCAUCUCUUCCUAAAUUCUCGGACCAUCUCGAUAUUUGGUAUCACAUUCUCCCACUUACAACCUUACCGCUGUCAACGACACAGAUCCAAUCCGAUUACACAAGCCCACAAGCACAAAUAUGGCGACCUCAGAACAACCCAAGAAGCGUAGCUACGUCUUCUUCGACAUCACCAUCGGCACCAAACCUGCCGGUCGUAUCACCUUCGAGCUAUACGACGAUGUCGUGCCCAAAACCGCCGAGAACUUCCGCGCGCUAUGCACGGGUGAGAAGGGGCUCGGAAAGUCGGGCAAACCCCUUCACUACAAGGGUAGCACGUUCCAUCGUGUCAUUAAGCAAUUCAUGAUCCAGGGUGGUGACUUUACUGCUGGCGACGGAACCGGCGGCGAGAGCAUCUACGGCGAAAAGUUCGAGGACGAGAACUUUGAGCUCAAGCACGAGCGUCCUUUCCUGCUUAGCAUGGCUAACGCUGGACCUGGCACCAACGGCUCUCAAUUCUUUGUUACGACCGUCCCUACGCCGCAUCUUGAUGGGAAGCAUGUUGUCUUCGGUGAAGUCAAGUCGGGAAAGUCGAUAGUAAGGCAGAUCGAGAACCUGCGUACCAACAACGACAAGCCUGUGAAGGAUGCUAUCAUCACGGACUGUGGCGAGCUCUCAGGCGCCGCCGCACAGAUAUCCGACGUUAAGGCCCCGGAUGCCUACGGCGACCAGUACGAGGACUUCCCUGAAGACGAGGCCGACCAGCCACUCUCUGCGUCGCGUGUGCUCCAGAUAGCCAGUGACUGCAAAGACUUCGGCAACAAGGCUUUCAAGGCUGGCGAUGUGCUCGGCGGCCUCGAGAAGUACCAGAAGGGUCUGCGGUACUUAAAUGAGGAGCCCGAGGUUAAAGACGACGAGAAGGAUCUGCGCCAGAAGCUCGACGCUCUGCGCUUUACGCUCAACUGCAACUCAGCGCUGCUUAACCUUAAGCUCGAGGCCUGGGAUGACGCCCAGCGUGCCGCUACAGCUGCCCUCGCCGUCUCCGGCGUCUCCGACGCAGAGCGUGCCAAGGCGCUCUACCGCCAAGGUCUCGCGCUCGUCAAGUUAAGGGACGAGGACGCAGCCCUCGCAGCCCUAGAGCAGGCCAAGAAACUAGUUCCUAACGAUGCUGCCAUCACUAAGGAACUCGAGGCGGUUAAGAAGCAGGCCGCAGCUCGCUUGGCCAAGGAGAAGGCUGCGUACAAGAAGUUCUUCUCGUGAUACCGCUAGCUAACCUUCAAGAUGAUAGGAGGUAAUCAGGAGAGUCGUUCGCGAAGGUCAGGCAGGCUAGGCGCCGAAAGAAACAGUGAAUAGGGAGAAAAUGAGAGGAUCAUAACGUACGAGAUAAGACCUAAUUGAUGCACUUCGAUAAUUAAAUACUCGAUAAUCGUUUUUAACCCAACGCGGGACAAGGGGCUAGGAGUGAGCAAAGGACAAAAAGAAGAGCCAAAAAUGAUUACUCACCCAAAAGGUAUAAAGGAGAAGGGGAACUUAGUCAGGUGUCAGGUUGGACACUGAUCUCUUUCUGCCCGUUGGAGCCUGCAUGUUCAUAGACAAAGGAGCACGGCUGUUAGUCACCACCUAUCUUAUGUACUUGGCGGAGCAAAUGCAUACUUGAUACGCCUACAUAAGAUAGGGUUAGGUUCUAGAGAGUGUAGGGUACUUAUGAAUUAGAAACCUGAAUGAAUGAUAGAAUCCAUAAUAUCAUAUUAUCAAAUACCUAUCCUAAUCACGAUUCGAACCACAUAUUUGAGAAGUGUUCUAGUUCUUAUUCUAUCCGUUAACUCCC
Daldinia vernicosa is the source of this 2046-nucleotide messenger RNA. RefSeq names its product cyclophilin-like domain-containing protein. The coding region runs from base 360 to 1478 and encodes 372 amino acids. The transcript has 2 exons. Gene Ontology annotation, molecular function: peptidyl-prolyl cis-trans isomerase activity; protein binding. The record is from RefSeq and is a predicted model, not a curated record. Gene Ontology annotation, biological process: protein peptidyl-prolyl isomerization; protein folding. Gene Ontology annotation, cellular component: intracellular membrane-bounded organelle. Lineage: Eukaryota; Fungi; Ascomycota; Sordariomycetes; Xylariales; Hypoxylaceae.